AUGGUACUUGUACGAAAACGUCGUGGUGGUCGUCGACAUAAAAAACUUAAAGCAAUUGAUCCAUUUUAUUCCGGUCCUCGAAAACUUCUUGUUGACAAAAAAUUAGUUGGUGCAAAUCAAGCACCAAAAAAAGGUGAAAAGAUCGAUAAUAAAGUCACUCAUCGUUUUCAAGAAUUUCUUGAAAAUAAAAAACAUGCUGAAGAAGUUCGAAAAGCAUCAAAGAAGAAAAAUAAAAAUAAAUUUAAACAAGAACCAACUGUAGAUCCUGAAUAUCCUGAACUUGAUCAAAAACCAAAUGAAACUGAUAGAAAUUAUAUACAACGAUUAGAUCAUGAAGCAAAAUUUGCAUUAAAUCGUGCUCGAUAUGAAUCAAAAUAUGAUGUUAAAUUAGUAAAUACAGUAAAAGGUGAUCAUCAUCAAUUCGAAGUUAAAAAAGAAAAAAGUCAACGAUCAGAAAAAAGAUUAAAACGAUUACAAGGAAAAAAAGAUGAUUAUAAAUUAAAGAAAGAAGAAAAGAAACUAAAAAAUGAUGAUUUUAAUAUAUUUCAAGAUAAACCAAAAUUUGGUGAAAUAGUUCAUGAACCUCCAACAUUAACAUUUUCAAAACGUUCUCGAAUUGAUACAUCUAAAGUAAAAUUAGCAUUUUGUUGA
Messenger RNA from Adineta steineri, 651 nucleotides. The record is from the annotation of a GenBank genome assembly. NCBI's taxonomy places the organism in Eukaryota, Metazoa, Rotifera, Eurotatoria, Adinetida, Adinetidae.